UUCACAGCGCAAGAGGCGGCAGGUAUUCAAAGUCAAAUCUCGAAAGAGAUAAUUGAGACCUGCCUCCGAGACCCUAUACCGGGUCUGCCUCUUACACACGCCCCAGUUUUCACAGGAAAGGCCCUCUUAAGUGAGGGCGUCCUAAAACUGUGGUGUAAGGACGAGCCAUCACUCCAGUGGUUACAUGCAGUCGUCCCACGGCUGCGGUCGCCACGGGAGAAGCACACCGUAGUUAUACGAAGGCAGUGCGACAUCCCAAGUCGGAUUAAGACGGCACUUUUUGUGCCUGACUACGAUGGGGACAUCGGUACACUACACCGUGUCCUCAGCCGUCAAAAUCCGGCUUAUGAUGUCAAGUCAUGGUCUUUAUAUAACUACAAGAGAACUAACAGUAGACCUCCUGGAGUGUUCCUAGUCCUAGGAAUACCUCAGGAGCAAAUCAAGACGAUCCUGACCAAUGAACGAAGGAUUGCGUACAUGACAGGGUCCAUUUACCUCCGGUUCUUCAGAAAUGAAGAACUGAGUGAGGUACCACCAGGGUGGGAUCCCCCCCCUGCCCCCCAAAUGGACACUGAAGCUACUGUAACAGAGGCUACUGACACGAAGUCAGAAGCCUCUGUUACAGAAACUCUUGAUAAACCCAGGUCAAGGAUCACGGAACCCGACCUCGCGGCACCCGGACCUAGUGCACCACCCCCCUCGGAUGGGACACCAUGGGAAGGCUGCCGAGGGUCGGAGGAGGUGCAUUCCGAUGACUCGGACAGCUUGACGAGCCAUUUAAACAUCCUUUUACAAGAGUGGGCCCCUGGGGCCCACCAUAACUGAUCUCAUUUUCAGUACCAUACAAGUGCUGCAGGCCAACCUCCAGCACAAACACCUGGCUGUAGCGGCUCUACGGCGACAGCUGGAGGUCAACGCUGACACCAUAGCCCUGAUCCAAGAGCCGUGGAUCCGGAGAAACACUGUAUGCGGACUCAGCAACUGCAGCGAGACCUAACAACAGUAAGAAUACAAAAUGGAACGCCUCAACCAUCGCAGGCGUCAGCCAGGCCGCUUGUCCUGGCAUCGCUAUACCUACCAAUAGAAGAACAACUACCACCACAGCAGGUCGUGGACCUCAUCAAAUACUGUGAAGAGAGCAACAUUGACCUCAUAAUAGCUGUGGAUACAAACGCGCAUCACUCCCUAUGGGGCAGUGAAGACAACAACAAGAGAGGUAUAACCGACAGCCCUCUUUGCAGAGCAUGCAUGGAGGAAGAGGAAACCCCGAUACAUGUUAUGCUUAGAUGCAGAGGUGUAUCUGAACAACGCGCAGCACACAUUGGAUCCCCAGCAACACUCCAUGAGGCGUUCGGCGACCUGGGCGGCCUGCUAAGCUUCUGGAGCGAGCUCGGUUGGCUGGAGUGACUCCGGCGGGGACCAGCACCGAAGGGACCCACGUACAACGGCCAAACCUUAGUGGCCAAGUGCGGAUAAGGCCCAGGAAGAAAAGAAGAAGAAGAAGAA
Molecule: messenger RNA, 1506 nt
Organism: Bicyclus anynana (squinting bush brown)
Lineage: Eukaryota; Metazoa; Arthropoda; Insecta; Lepidoptera; Nymphalidae
Exons: 3
Coding region: 967-1407 (146 amino acids)
Molecular function (GO): catalytic activity
Source: RefSeq, a predicted model, not a curated record